Messenger RNA from Struthio camelus australis, 856 nucleotides. The record is from RefSeq and is a predicted model, not a curated record. Lineage: Eukaryota; Metazoa; Chordata; Aves; Struthioniformes; Struthionidae.
CUCAACGGGGCCGCCCGGGGCAGCCGCGCGGCCUCCCCCAUGGGCCGCGUCAUCCUCAUCAACUCCCCCAUCGAAGCCAGCAGCAAUGAGAGCAAUGUCAUCAAUGCCAUCACGGUGGAGAAGAGCAUGGACGGCAAACUGGGCUUCAGCGUCCGCGGUGGCUCCGAGCACGGGCUCGGCAUCUUCGUGAGCAAAGUGGAGGAGGGCAGCGCUGCCGAGCAGGCUGGGCUGUGCGUGGGUGACAAGAUCACGGAGGUGAACAGCGUGAGCCUGGAGAACAUCACCAUGAGCAGCGCCGUCAAGGUCCUCACCGGGAACAACCGCCUCCGCAUGGUGGUCCGGCGGAUGGGCCGCGUGCCGGGCAUCAAGUUCUCCAAGGAGAAGACAGCCUGGGUGGACGUGGUGAACAGGCGCCUGGUGGUGGAGAAGAGCGGCUCAACGCCGUCGGAGAGUGGCUCCGAGGACGGCCUGCGGCGCAUCGUCCACCUCUACACCACCUCCGACGACUACUGCCUGGGCUUCAACAUCCGCGGCGGCAGGGAGUUCGGCCUCGGCAUCUACGUCUCCAGGGUGGACCCUGGGGGGCUGGCAGAGCAGAACGGCAUUCAGGUAGGAGACCAAGUCCUUGCAGCCAACGGAGUCAAGUUCGAAGACAUAAGCCAUAGCAAGGCAGUGGAGGUGCUGAAGGGGCAGACUCACAUCAUGCUAACCAUCAAGUGACCAACGGGCAACUGCAGCAGCUGUCGCAGGCCUCGGAGACCAGCUCCUCCAUCUCCUCGUACUCGUCGGGGCCGGCGCCGGGGACAGUGAACGGGCUGGGCACGGCGGCCCCGGGGCCCCCGGCCCGCACCGUGGA